Molecule: messenger RNA, 957 nt
Organism: Acanthosepion pharaonis
Lineage: Eukaryota; Metazoa; Mollusca; Cephalopoda; Sepiida; Sepiidae
Source: the annotation of a GenBank genome assembly
AUGCCGUUGUGUCUCCUGUAUAUUCUUUCUUUCUCUCUACUUUUGUUUCAUACCCUCGGCUGUCAAGCUAUACGAGAAUGUUUUCAUUCUUUUCUCUUCUCUCUCUCUCUCUCUCUCUCACUCUCUCUCUAUCUAUCUAUCUAUCUAUCUAUCUCCCAAAAUUCUUUUCUUUCUAAUUUCUUCUGUUCAUUUAUCCGCCUCUCCAUCCCAACACGAGCAAUUUCUUUCUUUCCACGUCUUUCUUUUCCAUUCUUUUGUUUUUUACUUUCGGAUUUCCACCUUUCUUCUUCGCACAUCCCGUGGUGCAAUGAGAAAUCUCUUUCAUUCUUCUUUUUUCUUCUUUUCUUCCAAAUAUUUUUCUUUCAAAUUUCGUCUCUUCUUCUCGCUUGUCUAUUUGCGACGACACGAGUAAAUUCAUUCUUUCCACGUCUUGUCUUUUUUCCUGUAUUUCUUUUCCUUCUGUUCUGCUUUCUUAUCUUUCUCGCCCUAUCUCACUCUCUCUUUCUCUCUCUCUCCCUCUCUCUCUCUCUCUCGCUUUUCCAUUUCUUUCCUUUUUUUAUCUCUCUCCCUCUUUCUCUCUUUUUCUCUCCCUCUCUCUUUCUCUCUCCCUCUCUUUCGCUACCUCUUUUUUCUCUCUCUCGCUCUCCCACCCUCUCUUUCGCCCUUUCUUUCUCUCUCUCUCUCUCUAUCUCUCUCUUUCUCUCUCUCCCUCUCCCCUUCUCUCUCCCUCUCUCUCACUCUCUUUCGCUACCUCUUUUCUCUCUCUCUCGCUUUCCGACCUCUAGUUCCCCCUCUUUCUUUCUUUCUUUCUUUCUUUUUUUUUCUCUUUUAAAAAGAAGAACUUUCUCUCCCCCUUUUUUUCUCUCUUUCUCUUUCUUUCUCUCUCUUUCUCUCUGCCUCUUUGAAAAUAGUCUCUUUCUGCACUGGUACUUACUGAUCAAAAUGGAUUACAGCUAA